GUGUGUGUGUGUGUGUGUGUGUGUGUGUGUGUGAGAGAGUGAGAGACAGACAGCCCGCUGCUCCGUGACCCGUCACCGUUAACCGGCUAGAGGAGCGGCUAGCGGGUUAGCAGCUAGCAGCUAACAAGCUAACAAGCUAACAGCUAACAGCUAACAAGCUAACAGGAGAUGGAGGAGUUUCUGUCGAGCUGCCGAGCCGUGAAGGUGGAUCCGGAUCAGUCUGGUCGGAGGGUCCAUGUGGUUCUGGGUAAUGAGGCCGGUGAUGUGGACUCCAUGGUGUGUGCUCUGACCUACGCCUACUUCCUGUCCAAGACCGGACGCUCUGAGACGCUCGUUGUCCCGAUGCUGAACAUCCGUCAGUCCGACCUGCUGCUGCGCUCAGAUAACGUCUACCUGCUGCGACAGGUGGCUCUGUCUCCAGACCUGCUGCUGUUCAGAGAUCAGCUGGACCUGAGAGCGCUGCAUCGGGACGGACGGCUGCGGCUGACGCUGGUCGACCACAACGUCCUGCCCAGUUCAGAUAGCGACCUGGAGGGGGCGGUGGUGGAGGUGAUAGACCAUCACCUGCUGGAGAGGGAAUCCUCCUCCACCUGUCCUGUUACCGUAGAGACGGUGGGAUCCUGUGCUACCUUGGUAACGGAACGUAUCAUCCAGAAGGCUCCGGAGGUCCUGGACCAGCAAGUUGCCCAACUGCUCUACGCUGCGGUGGUGUUGGACUGCGUCAACAUGGCGCCCUCAGCAGGUAAAGUGACUCCUAAAGACAGUCAGUACGUUGAGGCGUUGGAGUCUCGUUUUCCCGCUCUGCCACCGAGAGGCGCUCUCUUCCAGACGCUGCAGAACGCCAAGUUUGACGUCUCAGGUCUGAACACUGAACAGAUGUUGUUGAAGGACAUGAAAGCUGUUUCUGGAAGUUUGAAUGUCGCCGUCUCUGUUCUCUACGUCACACUGGAGGACUUCCUGCAGAGGGCGGGGCUGGAGGCGGAGCUCUCAGGUUUCUGUCUGAAAUUUGGAUUCGACCUCCUGCUGCUGAUGACCAUCUCCUUCAGCGAGAGCAAAGAGCCAAUCAGAGAGCUCGCUGUGUUCAGCCACAGCACCACCUGCAGGCAACAGGUGAGCCUCUACUUGGAACAGGCCCGUGACCCCGCCCUCAAUCUCUGUCCAAUCAGCAGCCCUCGUCCUCACAUCACAGCCUAUCAGCAAGGAAACUCUCUGGCGUCCCGUAAGAAGGUCCUCCCCAUCGUUAAGGACUUCCUGAAGGAGCGGGACGGAGACGGUCGCCUGGGCGACGGUCGCCUUGGAGACAUGGAGGAGGAGGACGAGGAGUCCCGGUAUCCUCCGACCCCGAUGAACAGUCUGGUGGAGGGCUGUCCUCUGGACGGCGGCCUGCCGCACAUCAGCGCUCAGGACCUGGAGGAGAAGUUCAGUAAAAUGGCUGACAGAAGAGGGAACUGACCUCUGACCUCUGACCUUUCACGUGUCAAUCAUCAGAACGUCUGUCUGUCUGUCAGAAGAUAAAGGUACUACAGACACAGACGAAUGGUUAAGAAUUAAGAACUGUCUUUACUCAAAAACUUGGUUUUAUUCUGAAAAAUCAUCUGGACUCACUGACUCAGAGGAGCAGCUUUCAGUCCUUCAAAAUAAAAUGUCACAUACUUGUUGGUUUUACACAGAACUCGUUGUAACAGAAAUGUUUGACUGAAGCGUGUUUUCAGUGUUAAAGUGACAAAGUGACGUCUGUGUGUUAAACUUCAUGUUGCUGCAGACUCUGUCACGUCCACAUGGGGGCGCCAACGCUUCACUUUUAGAUUUACAGCUGCAGAUAAUUAUUAAUAUCAUUAUUUUCAUUAUUGAUUAUCUGUUCAUUCACUUCUAUAAAUUUCUCAGAAAACUGAAAAAUGCCCAAAACUCAAAGAUUUUAAACACAGAUAUAAUUCAUUAAUUCAUUAAUUAAUUUAAUUUAGAUGUAAUAAAAACUGUUAAUCCUCCAACAAUCAAAAUAGUAUAGUACUUAUUGAUUAUUUGGCUCUUUGAGACCUGAUGAAAUAUAGAAGUUUAAUAUUUUGGUCAAAGCAGCUCAGGAUGAAAAUAUAAACUCAUCUUUAUUUGAAUGUCAGCUUUGUCAGUGAAUCUGUUACUCCGUAAAAAUAUGAAUCAUAUUGACAAUCGUAUGAGCAGACUGAAGUCUGGUCUCUGAGUGAAGCUUCGAUGAGAAUCAGAAGUCAGAAGGAUUUUUACACUAAAACAGUUCACUUUGAACCAAAAACACAAACUGUGGAUUCAAAAUAAAAAUCAAAGCAAAUGAAAAGAUUCUUCUUCUGCACGUUAUUGUUUGUAUGAAAUGAGACGUCUGUGACGUCGUCCACACCUGGUCUGAUAAUGUGAUCUGGAUCUCUGAUCUGGAUCACAUGUUGAGGAGAAACAUCGCUGUUAACGCUCUGUUGCACCUUUAGCCACACCCAGCUGUGAUGUCAUGGGUCAUCUCACUAGAGGUUUCACCUUGACGUCUCUCUAGUUAGGAUCCAACACCUGAGUCACAGGUGUUAUUCUGUGGGGUGACUAGAAGUGCAUCCACUCCUUUCAGCCAAUCAGAGUCCACUAUUCUCAGUGGGCGUGGUCUAAAUAAAGGUUAAAGGGCGGAGCUCCGACGAGAUGAAAUUCUGUCUGUUAAAAUAAAAGUCACACCUGAACCUGUUUGUGGUCAUGUGAUCGUUUUUGACAAACACUUCCUGUUUGUUUCACAAGUGUUUCAGUGAAGAGACUCUGAACCACUGGAGGGAUUUUAUUGU
Messenger RNA from Anoplopoma fimbria (sablefish), 2786 nucleotides. RefSeq names its product prune exopolyphosphatase (gene prune1). Lineage: Eukaryota; Metazoa; Chordata; Actinopteri; Perciformes; Anoplopomatidae. The record is from RefSeq and is a predicted model, not a curated record. The coding region runs from base 169 to 1452 and encodes 427 amino acids. The transcript has 9 exons. Gene Ontology annotation, molecular function: exopolyphosphatase activity. Gene Ontology annotation, cellular component: cytoplasm.